Messenger RNA from Sus scrofa (pig), 4690 nucleotides. NCBI's taxonomy places the organism in Eukaryota, Metazoa, Chordata, Mammalia, Artiodactyla, Suidae. The record is from RefSeq and is a predicted model, not a curated record.
AAUUCCCAGCCCAGGACCCAGUGCCUUCACCAUGGUGAAGUUGCUGCCCGCACAGGAGGCAGCCAAGAUCUACCACACCAACUACGUGAGGAACGCGAGGGCCGUGGGCGUGAUGUGGGGCACGCUCACCAUCUGCUUCUCCGUGCUGGUCAUGGCACUCUUCAUCCAGCCCUACUGGAUCGGUGACAGCGUCAACACACCCCAGGCAGGCUACUUCGGCCUUUUCUCCUACUGCGUAGGCAACGUGCUGUCAUCGGAGCUCAUCUGCAAGGGUGGGCCACUGGACUUCUCCUCCAUCCCCUCUAGAGCCUUCAAGACCGCCAUGUUCUUUGUGGCCUUAGCCAUGUUCCUCAUCAUUGGCUCCAUCAUCUGCUUUAGCCUGUUCUUUGUCUGCAACACCGCCACUGUCUACAAGAUCUGUGCAUGGAUGCAGCUGGCUGCUGCCACAGGCCUGAUGAUCGGCUGCCUGGUCUACCCAGACGGCUGGGACUCAAGUGAGGUGCGACGCAUGUGUGGGGAGCAGACGGGCAAAUACACCCUGGGCCACUGCACCAUCCGCUGGGCCUUCAUGCUGGCCAUCCUCAGCAUUGGAGACGCCCUCAUCCUCUCCUUCCUGGCCUUUGUGCUGGGCUACCGGCAGGACAAGCUGCUGCCUGACGACUACAAAGCCGACGGAAAAGUACCUACACUCUUUGUAUCAUCCAUCUGCUCAGCCAAUAGUAGCUCUUGUGCUCCAGUUGCCUACCGAUACUUUUAGGCCCAGGGUGUUCAGUGAAGAAGGAAAGCCUGCAUUUGGACCUUAAGGCUGAAAAGGGAGGUGCUCAUGCAAUAUGGAAUCACAAGCUGGGAUAAACAUUGUGAACAAGAAGUGAAAGCUUUCUUGUGAGUGAGUAAGAGGAAUGGAUUGAACUAGUUUGGAGAGGGAAUAGUGUUAGGGAAUUAAACCUGAAAAGAAGGCUUGGUUGUUAAACAAAUACUGUUCUUUAUCAUUGCAGAGGAAGUCUGAAGCAGCUGGAGUGUUGGUGAGUAAUUCUUUGGAAGGGCUGUGGCCUCUGUUUCCUUUUUGAAUCAUCAGGUGGCAGGUGGAAUGACUCAGGGGGCUGGGCUGUAGGACCUGGGGAGAGAAGGGUUGGGGGUAUGGGGAUGGGGGCAGCAGCUAGCUGGCAUCUGAGACCUUCACUGAGGGGCAAACAGGAGCCUUUUAGUUUUACUUGUGUCUGGAGAAGUGCAAAAAGCAAAGGGAGAGAAGAAAUAAUUUAAAAUAGGCAGGUAGUUUCAUAAACUCAUCUUUUUUGUGGAGCUUGGCAAACAAGAAGAGACUGUAGAAGUCAUUAUUGUAAUUUGGAACCUUAUUUUCAGAAUGAAUUUUAAGUGAUUUGUAAGAAACAUACUAGAAAACCUAAUAUGAUAGAAAAUAAAAGUCAUAGAGAGGAAAACAAAUAUUCCAGAAAGCUAGGCUAAUAGAAUUAGUGUAUUGAGCAUUAAAUUUAGCUCCUUGCUUCCUGACAGCCAAAGCAAAAAAGCAAAACAUGAUUUAGUCAGUUUUAAUGUCUGGUUAAAAAGGAAACACAACAUAUUAAUUUCUUUAUUGUCUUUUAAGUUCCCAAAAUAUGAUUUAACAAGAACAUGAAGGAAAGCAUUUACAAAGAAAGAGGGGAGUUCCUGUUGUGGCUCAGAGGGAUAAGAACCCGACAUGGUGUCCAUGAGGAUGACAGCCAUAAAAUAUAAGAGGGGUUCCUUGGUGGCUCAGUGGGUUAAGCGUUGUUGCUGUUGUGGCACAGGUUUGAUCCCUGGCCCAGGAACUUCUGCACGCUGAAGGCAUGGCCAAAUAAAUAAAGAACAAGGGAGGAAGGGAAGGAGGAAAGGAGGAAAGAAGAGCAUGAGAAGGACUAGCUCACAAUAGUAUCACCUCCCCAACAGCUGCCAUUUAUUGAGGAUUUAUAUCAGGUCAGGCACUUUGUGUGAGUAGAAGUGAUUAUCUCAAUUUACACUCCAUUUAAACUAUUUUAAUUUUUGCUAAGAAUCUUUCAACACUUGACCAUGUAGACUUAGGGAUGGAACCCAUGCCACAGCUAUAAUCAGAGUUAGAGCAGUGGCAAUGCUGGAUCCUUAACCUGCUGAGCCAGAAGGGAACUUCGACAUACUUUUUGAAUAAUUAUAAGUUAGCACUGCCUCCUCCACAUUUAUUAGAUGGUUCUCAAACAUUAAUAUGGGUAAGUCAGCUGGGGGGUUAAAAUUCAGACUGAUUCAUUUGAAGUGGGACCAAACACUGCCAUUUUUAACCAGCUCCCUAGUGAUGGCCUGCUGGAUAGGGGUUACACUUCGAGUAGCAAACUAGCAAAGACAUGUUCUUAUGUUUCUGCAAGGUUCAUUAUUAAAGUCUUUCAAAGCCAAACUCCACAGCACUGUUGUACCAUUUCAUUGCUGAAUCAGACUGUAGUUAGCCAUUUAGGACUCCUCUCAUAGAUAACUUUGCUUCUGUUGAUAAAUUCUGGAGUGGAAUUACUGAACCAAAGGUAACUACAGCUGUCUGCUUUUUACUUUUUCUUGCACUACAUUUUAUUUAUAUCUUAAAAGACAUUUAUGAGUUUUUGAGAGACACUGAAACUAUCUCGUACACUAAUGAGGAAGUUUGCAUGUCUGAGGUAGAAAUGAAUUAAAAUGUGAGCAUGCAUGUGGGCAAGUUUUGUGUUUUUAUUGGCUUAAAAAAAUGUCCAAUUCUAUAAUCUUGCCACCUUUUUUUCCCCCCUUAAUACCACAGUUCAUCUACUUCCCUGACAAAGGAAAAUGGGAAUCAAAUCCUUCAGAAAUAAAAACUUGUUCCAAGUUGCCUUGUGUCUGCUGCUCUAAGCCUGAGGUCCUGAAGACUUUCAUCACAGGAUAGAACCUGACCAUCUCUUGAGACAAGACCUCUCUCAUCCUAUCCAGAAAACCCAGUCAAGCAGAACUGCAAUGACUACAUCCAAGACCUUCAGAGACAUGUGUGUAAUUCUCUCCCUGUCCCUUCACACCAGCCAACUGCUUUACCCUCUCGAUAAAAUGGGACAAUGAGUUGAGUCGUGGGGCCUCCCAGGUGAGGACCCUGUGCCUAAUUCACUUAGGAUACUCAUUUGAAGGCACCAGAAACUGCUAUCCAGCCCCAAGAAGAGGUGGCCAUACACACACUGAUCAUUUCAGGUUCAGGUUCAAGAGAUCUUUUGCUGCAUUUUUUUUUUUUAAACAUUUUUUUGGUUCUCUUUUUAGGCUGCAUCUGCAGCAUACGGAAGUUCUUAGGCUGGGGUUGAUUUGGAGCUGCAGCUGCCAGCCUACACCACAGCCACAGCAACACUGGAUCUGAGCCGCAUCUGUGACCUAAGCUACAGCUUGUGAGAAUGGUGGAUCUUUUUUUUUUUUUGUUUUUUGUUUUUCCCGGUCUUUUUGCCUUUUCUAGGGCUGCUCCCUCGGUAUAUGGAGGUUCCCAGGCCAGGGGUCUAAUCAGAGCUGUAGCCACAGACCUAUGCCAGAGCCACAGCAACAUGGGAUCUGAGCCGCAUCGCAACCUACACCACAGUUCACGGCAACACUGGGUCCCUAACCCACUGAGCAAGGCCAGGGAUCGAACCCGCAACCUCAUGGUUCCUAGUCGGAUUCGUUAACCACUGCACCACGAUGGGAACGCCGAGAAUGCUGGACCUUUAACCCACUGAGCAAACCUGCAUCAGGGACACUAUGUCGGGUUCUUAACCUGCUGAGCCAAAAUGGCAACUCACUUUGCUGCUUCUUUCUUUUUUUUCUUAUUGAUGCUCAGAGGUGCAUAAAGAAUGGAGAGGCCACUGGAACCUGAAUUCAUCAGAAAGUCUUAGAAGAUUGGGUGACUUUAGGACCUAAAAAGUUAUGAGACUAAAUUGACUUUUUCUCCUUUGGAACUAACAAUCACAUUUCUUUGUAGUGCCCACACUGACCCAAUCAAAAUGCUAACAGCUUCAGAAAUGUUACCUGUGGCCAAGUAAUUUGUUAUAGUAACAGUAAACAACACCUUUGGAUCUGGUACAUUAAAUGGUGAAUCUUUCACCAGCCUCCAAAGGGGAACUCAGAUCAGGUAAUAACCUCACUGCUACAGAUGCCAAGACAAAGACUGAUGCUUUAGGGUUCCCUGACUGAAGGAUGGUACAUAGAAACAGGGUUUUGAUGAUUAUAUGGAGUGACUGAUCCUGGAAUAACAAUGUUUUUUUUCCAGUCUUUAUCUGUUUUCCCAGCAAAGGGAAAAUGUGCAUGCUGUUCUCACAGGUGGAAAGGGGUAAAUGCUGAAAAAAAACUGUCAUGGAUCUUGUCAUUGCUUGACCAAAGAGCAGUGACCUGGACAAGUAACCUUUUAUUCUGGGCUGCAGGGUUUGCUUUUUACUCAAUGCACUGACAACCUGUCAGUGGUAUUUCUUCUUCAGUUCAGAUGAGCUAUGAAUGAGUAUCCAGCAUCGUCCCAGUUGUUGGUGAUGGGAACUAUUAGAAUGGGAUUUAAGAAUGAUCACAUUCAUAUUUUCUUGUGCUAAUAAGAUUAUUUCAGAGUCAGGCACCUACUUUAUGCAAGCUUAGCGUAUGACAGAAUUUGGCUAAUUCUGUAGCUUAGUAACUUUUCUAGCUAGAUUUGUUAUUUCUUAUAAUCUUACUUUUUAUAAAAGGCAAAAUAAAAACUUCUAAAAGUCUCCCUACCUUC